AUCUCAUCAUCAGUUUCGUUCCGAUUGUACACCAGACCGGCUGCUAGUACAAGAUAAAGCACAACAAAAACAAUUGAAGAACAGGACACGAAACCACUGGCAUAAUGUCCAGCAAUACGAACAACUCGAACACAAAGCCCAAUGGCCGCAGCGAGCGCCGUAACCGCCAGCGCAAUAAGAAUUUCCACCACCGCUAUCUGGCACUGUGUCGCUCGAAGAACUUUCAACCCUUGCCGGAAAUCGUUAAACCGAAGCAGAAGGACCAAGUGUUUCUGGAUGUGUACGGUGAUCGGUUCAAGGCGUACGAUUGGCAGCUGAUCGAGGAUGCUUUACGCGAGGAUAAUUCCAUAAACCAUUUGGCACUGCGUUUACGAAAAACGUAUACCGAAGGUACUGACGGUUUAAUUCCAGCAAGCGCGUUGGAAGGACCGGGAACGGAGAAAACCAUUUUUUUGGACAAGCGUCUGUACAAGCAGCUGGUAGACACACUGGCAAUCUUUCUUCGGACAAACAAAGUGGUGAAGUAUUUCGCAUUCGAAGGAUUCCCGCUGGCAGGUGUGCGCUUGUGCACGCUUAUAACGGGCCUCGUGGACAACACUUCGCUGACCGAGCUGAACCUUGCCAGAUGCUCCAUCGGCGACGAAGGAUGCAAAGCGUUGUGCACCGAGAUGAAGUUUUUUCCCAACCUGCUCGUGCUGAACCUGACCGCGUGCCAGUUGACGGUUAAGGGAUGUCAAGCGAUUGCGGAGGUGAUCAAGUUUCAGAAGAUGCAACGUUACGCUACAAGCUGGGAGCAAUCGUUGCGCUAUGGUGACAUUAAGGAGGAUAAGCUAAUGGGCUUGCGAUACCUGUACCUGAGCCAUAACCCGGCCAUCGGGGACUACGGUUUGCUUGAGCUAACGGAUGUCCUGAAGGACGAUGCCUGGAUCCGGCAGAUUCAUGUGUGCAACUGUGGGCUGACCGACACCGGGGCACAGUUUCUAAUUGAAUGCUUGAAUAUGAACGCUGCGAUCGAAAAGUUCGACAUCCGCGACAACAACAAAAUUUCCAACGAGGCGUGUCACGAGAUCCUUGUCAAGUUAGGAGUGAAGGUGGAGGACGAUGGUUCAGAUUCCGGAUCGACACCCAAAAAGUAUCCAAAGACUAUGGCAGGAUUGAGGGAACGCUGUGAGUACCUUGAAAUGCAACUGAACACCGAGCGCAACAGAAGAAACCACUUGGAGUCAAAGCUGGAGCAACAGCACCUGCAACUUGGGGACUAUGCUGUACAGAUGAAGGAGCUGCAGCUUGAGAUGAACGCAUUGAUAAAAUCGCGCAACGAUGUAUUGGAAAUGUUGAGAAAGGUUGAAACUAAAUCGGUAAAGGCAAAGAAAGGAGGAUCUUACACUCCUUUGCGAAAGUCACAAAGCGACGCAUUUGCAAUAGUGAGCCAAGGAGCUUCAGCUUGCGAAGCAGUCAUGGCUUCAAAGUCUGAAAUAGUUGUUAAUGCAGAAAAGGAUCCGCAUCACGCUCAUGCUUCAUUUGCUAAUCGCAUUAUUGAACGGUCCAUGGGUGAUGGUGGUGGCGAUGGAGUUGAGAAGGAGGCUGAAGCUUUGCCAGAGAAAUUCUAAGUUUUGGUCCUUAUCUUGGUGUUAUCAAUGUUUAUCAAAAUUAUAAUGGAUGCUCUAUUUGUAACAGAAAAUAUAUAUUUUUAUACAUCUUAACAUGAAAUACUUC
Messenger RNA from Anopheles stephensi (Asian malaria mosquito), 1716 nucleotides. RefSeq names its product protein Cep78 homolog. The record is from RefSeq and is a predicted model, not a curated record. The coding region runs from base 105 to 1610 and encodes 501 amino acids. The transcript is spliced from 5 exons. Lineage: Eukaryota; Metazoa; Arthropoda; Insecta; Diptera; Culicidae. Gene Ontology annotation, molecular function: protein binding. Gene Ontology annotation, cellular component: centrosome.